CUUGGGACAGUCAGUCAAAGUGCCUCAUGUGAAAUGUGGUGACAGUGGGUACCUGAGGUGCCAGGUCCCCUGCCUCAUUCCCCAUGAAUGCUGUGGGAAGCCCCGAGGAGCAGGAGCUACAAAAGCUGGGGAAUGGAGCCUGGGACAACCCCACCUACAGCGGCCCCCCCUCCCCUCAAGGGACCCUCAGGAUCUGCACCAUCUCCAGUGCAGUGCCGCCUCAAUCCCAACCGAAGCAGCCUGAAGAUGGACCCCAGGAGAAAGCACACAGGACCCUGGUGUCCAGCUGCUGCCUUCGCAUCUGUCGUGGCAUCAGAGGACUUUGGGGAACGACCUUGACUGAAAACACAGCUGAGAACCGGGAGCUGUAUGUCAAGAUCACCCUGCGGGAGCUUUUGGUAUACAUCGUGUUCCUGGUGGACAUCUGUCUCUUGACCUACGGAAUGACCAGCUCCAGCGCCUAUUACUACACCAAAGUGAUGUCUGAGCUCUUCUUACAUUCCCCAUCAGACACGGGAAUCUCCUUCCAGGCCAUCAGCAGCAUGGAGGACUUCUGGGAGUUUGCCCAGGGCCCACUGCUGGACAGCUUGUAUUGGACCAAAUGGUACAACAACCAGAGCCUUGGCCGUGGCCCCCACUCCUUCAUCUACUAUGAGAACCUGCUGCUGGGGGUUCCAAGGCUGCGGCAGCUGCGGGUCCGCAAUGACUCCUGCGUGGUGCAUGAGGACUUCCGCGAGGACAUUCUGAGCUGCUACGAUGUCUACUCCCCAGACAAGGAAGAACAACUCCCCUUUGGGCCCCUCAAUGGCACAGCAUGGACCUACCACUCGCAGGAUGAGCUGGGAGGCUCCUCUCACUGGGGCCAGCUCACAAGCUACAGUGGAGGUGGCUACUACCUGGACUUUCCAGGAUCUCAACAGGCCUGUGCAGAGGCACUCAGGGACCUUCAGGAGGGCCUGUGGCUUGACAGGGGCACUCGGGUGGUCUUCAUCGACUUCUCAGUCUACAAUGCUAACAUCAAUCUUUUCUGUGUUCUGAGGCUGGUGGUGGAGUUUCCAGCUACAGGAGGUGCCAUCCCAUCCUGGCAAAUCCGCACGGUUAAGCUGAUCCGCUAUGUCAGCAACUGGGACUUCUUUAUUGUUGGCUGUGAGAUCACCUUCUGCAUCUUCGUCUUCUACUACAUAGUGGAGGAGAUCCUAGAGCUCCACAUCCACGGGCUUUGUUAUCUCAGCAGCAUCUGGAACAUUCUGGACCUGGUGGUCAUCUUGCUCUCCAUUAUGGCUGUGGGCUUCCACAUAUUCCGAACCCUCGAGGUGAAUCAGCUGAUGGAGAAGCUUCUACAGCAGCCAAACAUGUAUGCUGACUUCGAGUUCCUCGCCUUCUGGCAGACACAAUACAACAACAUGAACGCCGUCAACCUCUUCUUUGCCUGGAUCAAGAUAUUCAAGUACAUCAGCUUCAACAAGACCAUGACCCAGCUCUCCUCCACGCUGGCCCGCUGUGCCAAGGACAUCCUGGGCUUUGCUGUCAUGUUCUUCAUUGUGUUUUUCGCCUACGCCCAGCUGGGCUACCUGCUUUUCGGGACCCAAGUGGAAAACUUUAGCACUUUCGUCAAGUGCAUCUUCACUCAGUUCCGGAUCAUCCUUGGGGACUUUGACUACAAUGCUAUUGACAACGCCAACCGCAUCCUGGGACCUGUUUACUUUGUCACCUAUGUCUUCUUCGUCUUCUUCGUGCUCCUGAACAUGUUCCUGGCCAUCAUCAAUGACACAUACUCAGAGGUCAAGGAGGAGCUGGCUGGACAAAAGGAUGAGCUACAGCUUUCAGACCUCCUGAGACAGGGCUACAACAAGACCCUACAGAGGCUGCGUCUGAGGAAGGAGCAGGUUUCAGAUGUGCAGAAGGUCCUGCAGGCUGGGGAGCAGGAGAUCCAGUUCGAGGACUUCACCAACAGCUUGAAGGAGCUGGAGCACACAGAGCAUGAGAAGACCAAGCUCACGGCUGCCUUCACCAGGUUUGACCAAGAUGGGAAUGGCAUCCUAGAUGAGAAGGAGCAGAAAGAGAUGCGGCAGAACCUGAAGGGGGAGAGGGUGGCCAUCCAUGCUGAGCUGGAGAACCUGGGCUGGUCCAUUGUGAGGAGCCUACCAGGCGAGUCGAGUCCAAAGCAGGCUGCCAAAGCAGGUGGCUGGGUUUCGGGAGAAGAACUCUACACGCUCACAAGGAGAGUUUUGCGGCUGGAGACUGUCCUGGAAGGAGUCAUGACCCAGGUUGAUGCCAUGAGCUCGAAGCUGAUGAUGGUGGAGAGGAAGGGGUGGCUGGCUCCUCCUCCGGGAGCAGUGAGGGAACAAGGCAUUUGGGAGCACCUGCAGACAGCCUCAGCUGUGACUCCAGCCCCCUGGGGACUCUAGGGCGGGCAGGAGAGCAGUGGGGGAGGGGUCCUAAAGCGUCAGACAGCAUGUUCCUCUGUCACCGCCUCCCCAGAAGCUCCCCCAGCACACGCCCUCCACUUCUAGGGCAGUGGGUGCUACCACUGCUGCUGCCAAGCCCCACCCUGUGCCUGGCCUUUUGAACCAAGGUUUCUGUGUGUAGCUGUGUAGCUCUAUGAAAUAUUUCCUGCUGGGCCUCUCACCCCUGUGUGCUCUGAACUCUGCUGUGAUAAUUUUAAAGUCAAUAACAAUAAAGGAAAAAAGGGUAAUAACUUUCCUGAGCAU
This is a messenger RNA of Dama dama (fallow deer), 2711 nucleotides long. It is a transcript of the gene PKD2L1, whose product is annotated as polycystin 2 like 1, transient receptor potential cation channel. The transcript is spliced from 16 exons. Gene Ontology annotation, biological process: detection of mechanical stimulus; potassium ion transmembrane transport. Gene Ontology annotation, molecular function: muscle alpha-actinin binding; calcium ion binding; calcium channel activity. The record is from RefSeq and is a predicted model, not a curated record. Lineage: Eukaryota; Metazoa; Chordata; Mammalia; Artiodactyla; Cervidae. The coding region runs from base 84 to 2408 and encodes 774 amino acids. Gene Ontology annotation, cellular component: membrane.